Messenger RNA from Danio aesculapii, 2530 nucleotides. It is a transcript of the gene stra6l, whose product is annotated as STRA6-like. Lineage: Eukaryota; Metazoa; Chordata; Actinopteri; Cypriniformes; Danionidae. Gene Ontology annotation, biological process: vitamin A import into cell. The record is from RefSeq and is a predicted model, not a curated record. The transcript has 18 exons. Gene Ontology annotation, molecular function: retinol transmembrane transporter activity; signaling receptor activity. The coding region runs from base 34 to 1938 and encodes 634 amino acids. Gene Ontology annotation, cellular component: plasma membrane.
ACUGAACGGGAGUCAUCAGAUACCUCAGAAAUCAUGGUGGAAUGUCAGAAUGGGAUUUCAGUGGAUUUAUUCCUUCAUUGCACUCUUGUUCCUUCUGUCUUCAUUAUGUUUCUGCUCUCAUUAGUACAGCGGCGAGCGAGGGCUCAGCCUUUUGAGGACCGCUUUCCAUAUCUCAAGGGUAGAUUCGGCAUUGUGGUGCCAUUAGACUUCAUUGGCAGUCUAAGUAACCGAUGGUCUUACGGUUUUGCAUUUGGUGCCAUUGCUCCCAGCGUGAUUCAGCUCUUCUCUGAGUCCUACGCACCAUUUUAUGUGCCUAAUUGGGCUAAAGCCAUUGUGUACUUGAUAGGAGCGAUAGAAGUUGGUGUGGCCUACAUGCCGUUCUUUGCUUGUCUUUCAACACCACACCGAGUGCUAGGAGGGGUUUUAGGUCUUCUCUACACACUCAUGUGGCUCAUUGUGAGACUGUAUGACACGAUAAGCUGUCCUGCUGGAAAGGUUAAUUUAGGUCCUUAUGAGAAACCAAUCAUCCUGUGGCCGUUCUACCUGUGUCUGUUUUUCCUGCUGGGACGGUUUGUUUACAUCAUUGUGAAGGCAGUAAGAAUCCAUCUGAAGCUACAAGCCGAUGAGAAUGAAGAGGAUCUCCAUUCCCAUCAGUUCAGAUAUGUACAAACUCUACUGAGACGUCCUCCUGAAAGCCCACAACCGAAGAGUUGGUUCAGAAGAAAAGUGUACGACUGGGAUCCAUACUUUAAAUUCCCUAACAGAAUGAUUGGCACAUCCAUUAUCUCCUUUAUUGGCUUGUACAUGAUGACACUAGCAGACUACAGAUUGAGCGAGUACACCUUUGACAAACUGGACUCUUUGAAGGACUCACUUGAACAGAUAGCAUUGUCCUGCAAUCAGACUGAGAGUGUGUUCACAUACCUCAUUCCCAGCAUCAAUGAGUUCAGCAUUGUUGCACGAAGGUCUUGGUUGGCGACAACCAUUUUUUCCACGCUGACAUCUGUUACUUACACAUUUCAUGUGCUGGUAUGUUACAGGAAACAUUUGAAGAGGUUGUGGAGGGGACAGAAGUCUUUUCUUCCAGAGAAGUUUCAUAAGCCAAGUCCUGCAGUCAGUGUGGCUGCCAUAACAAGAUAUUCAGGCUGGCAGAUUGCUUUCACUCUGUGGGGGUUUCUGAUAGUUCACUUCGUACAGUUUCUGUUUGCCUUAAUGUUUGUGUAUGGAGUUGUUUUACCAAUCCAGAAAGGACACAUUCUCAGCUGGCUUGCCAAUGUAGGCAUCAUUCUGUUGACAAUAUUUAUAGUGAUAGCUUUGGUGGUCCUGCAGAUUAUUUUGGUCCAAGUGUUUUUCCUGCAGGACAAACUCUCACCUGAAGACAAAGAAAAGCCCCUUGCGAUAAACAAUAGAAAAGCAUUCCACAGCUUCAAUUACUUUUUCUUCUUCUAUAAUGUGAUUAUGGGGUUGAGCAACUGCAUUUUACGCCUUGUGAGCAGCUGCAUUGUGGGAACAUGGCUGGUGUCACGGAUUGAUAGGACCAUCAUGCAACGGGGCUAUGAAUCCAUGGAUCCAGGAUACAGUACAUGGAUAGGAAUGAUUUUUGCUGAUCAUUACCACAGUAACCCAGUUAUGGUGUCUUUCUGCCAUCUGCUGCUUGGCAGAACACUGGAGAAAGGAGGACCUGCAGCGUCUUCCUAUGCAACAUUUAGCAAUAACACAGGGUGUUCAGUAGGGGGCAGAGUACGCCUGCGCUGGCUUGUCCUUACAACACUGCUGAGGAAUCCUUCACUCAUCCUGCUGAGAAAGACAAAGAAACUGCCACAGACCGACAGUCCUGACCCGCUCCUCUUGGCCCGAGCCAUCACCUCACAGGCUCAACAAGCAGAUGCAGUCUGUAACAAAACUGCUGAGACAGAACCAGCACCGCUAGACAUCUGAAAGAGCUGAAGCGUGAACUGGAUCUUGGAGAGCAAGAGUAUCAGGGUUUCUCUCUGUGUAGAGACACUGUGUAGAGAGAGCUUUUUGUCUCCUUUUUGAGGGUCAUUGAUAUACUAUUGCACUACGUUUGGAGAUGUAGACGUUUUGUUUUUGUACAAAGGGUGAAAAUGGUUGAUGGAUUUUCUGGAUGCUAAUUUUUUUGUUCAAUAAAAUGCUCUUGAGAAUGAGAAUCUACUUUAAUGUGCAACUAUGCUCAUCAAGCCGUUAAAAAGUCAUCAGACAAUUGAACUCAGACAAGUCUGCAUUUGGAGAUGCGCCGGAUUCUUGUCAUGAGCUUCUAAUUAUCCUUUUAUAUUUCUUUUGUUUGUAUUUUGUAAUACAAAAUGCACUCUUAAAAUAAAGGGGUUUUAAUGGCAUUUUACAUCUGUGGAAUCCACAAAUAUUUUAGUAUUGGGGGAAAGGUGUGUUUUUGAUUAUGCAAUUGUUUUCACACUCUUUUGUACGUCUGUAUUUGAUGUUACCAUAAUUAUAAUUCAGUUAUUUGAAAUAAAGAAAGAUAGGCCCAUGUCUCUGAAAGGAUUUGGUCAAAUCA